AUGACGAACCGCAGCAGCUCCGCCGCGAGAAAACGGCGACAACAACAACAACAACGACGAACCACUUCACAAACCGUACCAAACCCUAACCCUCCCGGACCCAUCUCCAACCUCGGAGACGAUCUCCUGCUAGAAAUCCUCAUCCGCCUCCCGAGCCCUAGCUCCGCCGCCCGCUGCACCCCCGUCUGCCAGCGGUGGCGCUCCCUCGUCUCCGCUCCCCUCUUCAUCAACCGCUUCGUUUCGGUUCGAAUCACCGCCCCGGUCGAACCGAUCAGCUUGAUCACCUCACCCGACUCCCCGCCGAAACCCAUCCUGAGCUUCCUCCCACACCUUCCACCCAACGUACGACGCCGUUUCAAGGUCGUAGAUUCCUUCAACGACUUGGUCCUAUGCGGGUACUCUGACCAAAUCGAGGACGGGUACGGGUGCACCGCGUACUCGAUCUGCAAUCCGUUUACGAAGCAAUGGGUCGCCCUUCCUCUAGCCCCACGCAAGCCCCUCAACCUGAGGGUGAUUGCAAGGCUCGUGUGCAAGCCCCGAAACUCGAAACGUUUCGAACUCGACGACGACGGGGAAUCGUCGUGGUUCGACUACUCGGACUACGAGUUCCGGGUCGUGUUGAUGUACCGGUGGCAGCCCUACUGGCAGGGCUCGACCGCGGUCGACGUGUUCUCGUCCGGGUCGUGGGGGUGGACCGAGGCGGUCCGGGUCCUCGACCACCCUCAGGUGGGGCCCCGCGGGGCGAAGAAUGUAGUUUCCUGCAACGGGGAGUUGUUCUGGUCGCGCGCGACGACGAGGAGGGCGACCGCGUUGAUGAAUACGAUGAUGAUCGCGUGUAUCAUCGUAUUCAUCUCUUCGCGCUCGACCCCUUUUGCAUCCAUCUGCCCGCGGCCUCGAUCGUGGAUCGAGUGCGCGGGGAGAGGCCGGCCAGAUUCUGGGACGUUUCGGUCUCGCGAGGCGAGGUUCACUUGGUUCGACUCGAGGUCGAGUUGGACGUCGACGCGCUUUAUGGCACGAGGAAUGUCUUGA
Molecule: messenger RNA, 1029 nt
Organism: Linum tenue
Lineage: Eukaryota; Viridiplantae; Streptophyta; Magnoliopsida; Malpighiales; Linaceae
Source: the annotation of a GenBank genome assembly